Rhagoletis pomonella (apple maggot) is the source of this 2638-nucleotide messenger RNA. RefSeq lists its product as uncharacterized. The coding region runs from base 469 to 2031 and encodes 520 amino acids. NCBI's taxonomy places the organism in Eukaryota, Metazoa, Arthropoda, Insecta, Diptera, Tephritidae. The record is from RefSeq and is a predicted model, not a curated record. The transcript has 5 exons.
GAAAGUGUCCGAAAAUGGAAGCAGUAAACGAGCAAAAAUCCGCAUUUCAUCCACUUUUUUUCCUUUUUCGAAAGGGAUUUUCGGAUUUUUUUCUGGCUGGGUACGUACAAAUUUGCAUCAUGUCCCAUUACCCGAAAUGCUCGCAUCGCAGCUGAUUAUAACAAAAUUGAGUGAUUCCAGAGAGCAUUAAACACAAAAUAUGAGAGCGCGAUUGAGUGAAUUGGGCACCGAACGCCGGUUGUGAAUGGUAAUAGAGUUGCCUGGCCAACAGAUCAAACUCAGCGUUGAUGGCUUGCGGUGGCAUUUGGCUGUGCCUGCGGUUCGAAAGUCAAGUGUUUGUUGUUGGCUUGUGACAUUUGGCGCGUGAAUAAAUAAAUAUUUUCCGGCCGUGCAAACAGCGAAAGACCAACGGGGAGACCAGUGUUAAGAAUAAAACACGCUACCCCCAACAACACAGAGAUACUAAGAAUGAAGCGCCGAAAGCUGCUGCUCUGCUGGACCGUGCUGCACUCAGGUAUCAGUAUAAUCGCCUUUCUCACACUACUCCUAAACAAAACAACCCAAGCGGCGAUCGUACCACCACCUUGGAGUGAUCCCGAGAAGAACCCCUGCGCUAGCAUGCCUGGCGGUUGGCAGUUACUCUAUUGGCCACCACUCAAGCAAUGUUUCAAAAUCUUCACGAUCGGUUAUCCCUGUCCGGAAACUAUGGAAUUGAGUCCAGCUCCCAAUGGAGGCAAAACGAAGGCGGCGCGAAAUAAUGCGCCAUCUGCCGAAUGUCGCUGUCCGCCAGGUACCGCGUUAAGUGCGGAGACGAAUAAAUGUCAUGAUAUUUUUCAACGCGGACCAUGUGAACAUGGUUCCUUUUUUGCGCCCAUGCCAGAAGAACGGACGGCAGUCAGUGGGGGUAGAAGGUCUAGCAAUCGUUGGGGCAGCUGCAAAAUUGCAAGACAGUGUCCGGUAGGCAUGAUUUACUGGCCAAAAGAAGGUAAAUGCUAUGCGCAAUAUACCAAAGGGCCUUGUGUUAGGGGCAAGCUGUUGGUGUUAAAUAAAGAUGGGCUGGGCGAGUGCAAGUGCGAAGCAGAAGGUACACUGCGUGACUACUAUUAUGACCAAGAGGAGACGUGCCACGAACACUAUACCAGAGGUCCCUGCACCGCACCGGGUGAUCUCUUUCUGCCAGGUGGCCGCUGCGACUGUCAUCGGCAUUUGCCACACUACAGCGAUGUGCAUCAAAUGUGCUAUGAAUUAAACACGCCAGGACCUUGCCCGUCUGGCCAUAUCUUCAAUCUGCCUGAUAAUUUCACCGUCGCCAAUACAGCGGCGGAUAUACCCCGCGCGCAAUGCCAAUGCAAGGAUGGUUACGUGCCUUGGAAGGAUGGCCUGUGCUAUCGCCUUUAUACCAGAGGUCCGUGUGGACCUAACGAGUUUCUAAUUAAUGCUACCAGUUGUGUACGAAAUUUUUGCGGUAAAACUCGACUUUAUUUUCCCGAUCAGAAUACUUGCUAUCGCAUUGGCUCGCAAGGUCCUUGCUCCCUGCAUCAGGUAGUGGUAUUCGAUUUCACCGCACGUCCCUCCGUCGAUGGCAUCUCAUACAACGGCAUAUGCGGUUGCUCUGGUGUCAUAUGGAAUCUCGAUCAGCAGUGUUCGAAUGUUGAUAAUGGUGGCACAGAAGAGGAGGACAAUACAUGCGAAUCCACACCGGGCAUGGUGGAGAUUAAUGGGAAUUGUUACAAGUUAUAUACGCGGGGGCCAUGCGGGCCGGGCCAAUGGUUGGCGCCGCUAAAAACCCAAACAAUUGGUCCACAAAUACAACGAUUUUUGGGUACUAAAGCGAAAUGUGUAUGCCGGCCGGGCUACACACUCGCUGUAGAGCCGGAAGCGAAGGAUGAUGAUGAAGAUGAGCGAAAUUUACCACGAGCGCGCAUAACGCGCUGUAAUGCACCCACGGUGGGACUAGCGAGGUAUUUGAAUAAGCAACGCGAAAAUUCUAAAUUUAAUGCAAAUCUUAAUUUUCCCAAUUUUCAAUUUUAAAACUAACAACAAAAUGGGGAAUGUGAGUUUUUAUGUAAUUUAAGUAGAACCCGAAUGCUGUGGGCUGACUUAAAUCUGUUUUACAUUCUCUUCGCGCUAUUCGCACAUUUUGAACAUCUAAUUGGAUUCGCCUUUCUAAGUAAUUUAUAUUCAUAAACUUGUAAUCACAGUGCCCCCGAUUCCUCAAAAGGUUCGAUUAAAACGGACCACGAAACUGUUCUCAUAGUAUUUUGUAUAACUGUUCAUAGUCUCCAAAACUACUUUCCGUGAAAUCGGUGCUGAUCUUUUACUUGAAGUAUUCCACAACUACAUUUAACAAAGUUAUGACUGACGAUGGUUAAAGUCUUUUCAAAAUAUAUCCAUUCGAGUGGUCCAGGAGGUUUACGAAAUCCAAUAAACAAAUUUACUUUGCUAGAGCUGAGCGCGGGAUACCGGGACCCGUAGGACCCACGGUACUAAUUUUAUAGUGGCCGGGAUCGGCGGUAUCGGGUAGGUCUCUAAAAAUUUGCGGGUGGGACGGGAAAAUAAUCUUUAUUUAUGAUAGAUAUCGGGAUGAGCGGAUUCGGGACCUUCAAAUUGUAUUUCGGAAUGGGCGCAAUCAAGAUAA